AUCAUUUAUCCAUCAAAGUCUUCUACUUCAUCUUUUUUGGUGACUAAAUAGGAUCGCCAGGAAAAUGGCGUCUUUCUGUUUCACUGCAAUUCUCAGCUCUUUGGUUUACUCCAUCGCGUUUCUCAAAUCAACCACUGGAGCAGAUCAUUCACUUUUCAACAACCAAACCCUUGCUAUUGGCCACACUUUGGUUUCUGAGACCCAAGUUUUUGAGCUCGGGUUUUUCCGCCCUGGAAAAUCAACGAAUUUGUUCUUAGGGAUAUGGUACAAAGCCAUACCUGAUACAGUAGUUUGGGUUGCAAACAGAAACAAUCCCAUCACUGAUUCACAAGGAGUCGUCUUCGCCGUUGCUGGAAACGGCACUCUCCUUAUAAGCACAAGUGGAAGCGUUAUCUGGUCGGCGAAUCCAUCAACGGCGGCAUCGCGUCCAGUUGUACGGCUCCUAGAAACUGGAAACCUAGUUGUUGUGGACGAGGCGACGGAGGAAGGCUUCUACUUAUGGCAGAGUUUUGAUUUCCCCACUGACACGUGGCUAUCAGGGAUGAAGAUGGUAGAUGACCUUGAUGCCGGCGUUAGCACGAACUUGACAUCAUGGAGAAAUUGGGAUGAUCCUUCGCCCGGAGAUUUCUUCGCGAAGAUCGAGAGCCAUGCCAUGGGUGAGAUGGUGAUUUACAGAGGCACAAGGAAGAGAUUUCGAACUGGAAAGUGGAAUGGCAUUUAUUUCAACGGUAUGCCUCGCUUCCGCAGUACUGUCCCCGCAACUGAAUUGAUCUUCAAAGAAGAGCGGUUGAUAUCUAUCAAAAUGCCUUAUCAAAGCUCAAUUAUCGUACGAGCAACAUUAGACGUAUCUGGCUCAGUCCUCCACUAUAUUAUGAAUCCAGGGAAGGAUAGGUGGAAUCCUGUGUACCCGUUUCCACGAGACGAAUGCGACGAGUAUGCUUACUGCGGUCCCAACGCCAUCUGCGCGGUUGAGAAGGCACAGAGAUGCGAGUGUUUCAAAGGAUUUUCCCCCAAGUUUAGGAAGGAAUGGGAGCUUCAAGACUGGUCUAAUGGAUGUGGUAGAGUUAGGGCGUUGAAUUGCGAGAGUGGAGAUGGCUUUGUAGAGGUUAGAGGGGUGAAGUAUCCUGAUAUGCUGAGAUACUGGUUGAAUACUAGCAUGAGCCUUGAGCAGUGCAAAGCUGAGUGCUUGAAAAACUGUAGCUGCACCGCCUAUGCUCAUCCAUACAUAAGUAAUGGAGGCAGAGGCUGCUUGAUGUGGUAUGGGGAUCUCCUUGAUGCCAGAGAGCUUCCUGCAACACAUGUUCUGCAUAAAAUCUAUAUUCGCCUACCACUUUCAGAACUAGAUUUUAACUCCAAUUUGGAGACGAAGAAAGCGCCAACAAAUUUAAUACUAAUAUCAAUUGCUACUGGAGUAAUUGUCUCGAGUUUUAUCAAUGGAGGUUUACUUAUACUGACAAGAAGGAAUAAGCGAGCACUAAAGAGGAAUAACGAGGAUAUAGAAUUGCCUUUGAUCAAAAUGGCAGCUAUUCUAGAAGCAACAAACAAUUUCUCCAAAGAGAACAUGAUAGGAUUAGGAGGUUUUGGUCCUGUUUAUAAGGGCAAUCUGUCAGAAGGAGAAGAAGUCGCAGUCAAAAGAUUGUCAAAAACUUCUGGGCAGGGUCUUGAAGAGUUCAAGAAUGAAGUCGUGUUGAUUGCCAAGCUUCAACAUAGAAACCUCGUCAAGCUUCUUGGAUGUUGCAUUGAAGAAGAGGAAAUGAUGCUAAUAUAUGAAUACUUACAGAAUAAGAGCUUGGAUAAUUUUGUUUUUGAUCAAGAUCGAAGGAAAAUUUUGACAUGGCCUAAGCGCUUUGACAUUAUCAUGGGAAUCGCAAAGGGACUGCUUUAUCUCCACCAUGAUUCCAGGCUCAAGAUUAUCCACCGGGAUCUCAAAACAAGUAACAUUUUACUAGAUGCAAGUUUAAAUCCAAAAAUAUCAGACUUUGGCUUAGCAAGAACGUUUGAAGAGGAUCAAUGUCUAUCUAGAACAAAGAGAGUUGUUGGAACAUAUGGCUACAUGGCUCCAGAAUAUGCAUUUCAUGGGAAAUUCUCUGUGAAGUCUGACAUCUAUAGUCUUGGAGUGGUACUGCUAGAGAUAAUAAGUGGGAAAAAGAUAAGAGGAUUUCAACACAACGAUCAUCAUCAUAGCCUUCUAGGCCAUGCAUGGAUGCUAUGGAAAGAGAAGAGCAUUAUGAAAAUGAUGGACGAAUGUUUGAUGGCAACAUGUGUUGAAUCUCAAGUGACGAGAUGCAUACAUGUGGGGUUAUUAUGUGUUCAAAAUUUCGCAGAAGAUAGACCAAUCAUGCCAUCAGUGGUUUUAAUGUUAGCAAGUGAUGGAGCACUCCUGCCUGAACCUAAUGAGCCGGGAUAUUACAUUAACGGGAGUUGUAGCCCUUCACGAAGCUCUAAAUCACCUUGUAUAAAGUCCGAGAAUGGCACACUUACCUUUACCGACUUGGAGGCCAGGUGAGAGAUUGCUACCUAAUUGCUCUAAUGUAUUUGAGUUCCUAGAUCAGCCACCUGGUUGGUUGGAGCUUCUAUGUUUAUGUUCAGAUUGAGAGUUGUAUAAUUUGUAGAUGUAAGAUAAAUUACAGAAGUUCAAGUCUAGAAAGAUAGAUCAAAAGAUAGCAUAUGAUUUGCUAGUUUGUUUCUAACUUUGGUCUUCCAGCUGUAAAUGUUUCUAA
Molecule: messenger RNA, 2720 nt
Organism: Salvia miltiorrhiza (redroot sage)
Lineage: Eukaryota; Viridiplantae; Streptophyta; Magnoliopsida; Lamiales; Lamiaceae
Product: G-type lectin S-receptor-like serine/threonine-protein kinase At4g27290
Exons: 7
Coding region: 65-2506 (813 amino acids)
Biological process (GO): protein phosphorylation; recognition of pollen
Molecular function (GO): protein serine/threonine kinase activity; ATP binding
Source: RefSeq, a predicted model, not a curated record